AUGCAGGAGGUGAGUGUACACGUGCUAGCGCGAACCGCGGCAAGCGCACCCUCUUCCAGCAUCUCCACCGAUGGGGUGGAUCGGGCUAAUUUGGUUUUGCCUCUGUUACAGGACGUCCCCCCUGUGGCUCAGGAUGUUGCACUCGCCGAGGCGACUAUGGACCCUCAUGUUGGGCUUCAACCUGCAUUUGAGUUCUCAGGCAGUCUCCCAUGCGUUGGAUUUCCGGAUGGAUUUGGAGGUGGGAGUUUGGCCGGCCAAAGUGAUAGCGAGCGGGAGACAUUGUUGCGAAAUUUCGUGCUUUUACUAUCCAUGGAACAGAGAGAAAACGCCGUGAACGGAACCUUUCGGAACUGUCUUAUGGCAGACAGGGUCUUGUCUCAGAACAGUGGACAAACAAUGCCGUAA
This is a messenger RNA of Dibothriocephalus latus, 405 nucleotides long. The record is from the annotation of a GenBank genome assembly. Lineage: Eukaryota; Metazoa; Platyhelminthes; Cestoda; Diphyllobothriidea; Diphyllobothriidae.